CGAUAUCUUACACACUCUACUUAUCAACGCGUUCAUGUCGGUACUGAUACAUUACCUUGUUUAGCAUACAACUUCUCUAUUUCGGCUGAAGACGGAGCAACAUGAAGCAGUCGUUCGCCCUGUUGGCCGUAGUGGCCCUACUUUCCCAGACAUUUGCCCUGCCCUUUGUGGGAACUGAGAACCAGCAACAACAUUUCAUUACCCAACUUGUCCAUGUACCCGAGAGAGGCAAUGUUGGUGUAGAUCUUUGUCCAACAUGUAUCCAGUUCACAGACCAGGCUAUCGACGUCCUUCUAAACAUUAUACUCAAUUCUGGAGUGGUAGGAACAUGUGGGACACUCUGCAGCGCUCUAGCUACCAAGACCGGAAGUCAGGCUCUGGGAGCAGUUUGUAAUGUCCUCUGUGACAUUGUUGGUGUCGAAGAAUUCAUGAAAUUGAUACAGGAAGCCGACCUUGAUCCCAUUUAUUUCUGUGAGACACUGAAAACCUGUCCAAUCAACGACAAUGGUGACGCCAAGAUCACCACGUUUACGGUGACCCCAUCUUCUGGCCCCCAGGGUACAUUCCGGAUUGAUUUUGGAUACACGUCUGUCAACGGAACUGGUACUGGCGAGAUCAUUCUGGAGGUUUCAACUGUUGAUGGCCUCCCUGUCGAGAGUGGAUUCAUCCAUGAACUUGCUCAACCAGGGGAUUACACAUCAAGUUUCUCUCUGAAGGCUGAACCAGACCCGAACUGUGACCCUACUCAACAGCCCUGUGAGCAGUGGAUCCCUGGAGACUAUGGCGUCAAGAUAGCUAUUUGUAAUGGCGAAUGCGGCAGUAAACAUCCCCACAGUUCUAUAUAUGACGAGGGAAUGACCAACUUCACCAUCACCAACUAGAUUGUCAAGUAAACAUCCCCACAGUUCUAUAUAUGACGAGGGAAUGACCAACUUCACCAUCACCAACUAGAUUGUCAAGUAAACAUCCCCACAGUUCUAUAUAUGACGAGGGAAUGACUAACUUCACCAUCACCAACUAGAUUGUCUGCUCAAGUGUUUUAAAUAAGCAAACAUCAUUUAUACAGAUAUCAACACAUCACUUAAAUCAUACAUAAUUGGUUCAUUUUUGCAUCAAUAUUGCAAAAUAAAACAUGAUAAAUCGUGAUAAAUAUUAA
Messenger RNA from Pecten maximus, 1156 nucleotides. Its product is annotated as countin-3-like. Bases 102 to 881 code for a protein of 259 amino acids. The transcript is spliced from 7 exons. The record is from RefSeq and is a predicted model, not a curated record. Lineage: Eukaryota; Metazoa; Mollusca; Bivalvia; Pectinida; Pectinidae.